AUGAGUUUUGUCUCCGUUCCGCCUCGAUUUCUAGCGUGGCAGAUGAAUUGCUUCGAUCGACCUCCUUCUCAGCUUCAUAUUCUUCGACCCAGGGGCGGUGAAGAGCUUAUUCUCGACGAAACACAACUGAGAAUGAUUGUCAACGAGAAGCAUCCAAACUCGGGGUUCAUUUCUACGCACUUUGCGGCAAUAAGUAGGAACUACAAGACUCUUCGCUACCUUAUUCAAUUGGGAGCGAAAGUGGAUGCAUUGGAUCAAGUGGGGCAGACGCCGUUGAUGAAGGCCUUGAGGUUCAAGCCUUUGAAUAAGGAUGCCCAAAGAAAGCAAAUGAAAUGCAUCAAAACCCUCCUGGACGCCGGGACUGAUGUCGACCACAAAGACAAGUAUAAGUUAACCGCUACUGAUCAUGCAACGAGAAAUGGCAUUGACUUCUUCCACACCCUGCUCGAUAGAAAACUUGAAGAACAAAGCCAUCGAUUUUCAGAUCCUCCCCCUGAUACUGAUUUUGAAGAAAUCCCGAUCCCUUCGGCGAAAGUCGAGAUUGAAGAAAAAAUGCAAAACUUGAAACUUGAAGAAAAUGACCCUUAUCGAGACGCUGGUGAAACGCCCGUGCCAUCUACGAAUUACAGUUAUAAAUAUGAAGGCAAUACUUUCGACCCUUACGAAGAAGAAAUAGUUAAGAAUGAAGACACAAGUUUUGAGGAGGUCGAUAUUGAAGAAUUUGAAAAACGACAGAGUCGUUCGAUCUCGGCUAAUACAGAAAAAACUGACAGCAGCUGGGUCAAGGCUGACUCCGACUGGAAUUCGAAGGAUGUGCAAAACCAGGCUGCACAGCUUGUUGAAGCAAUGAAAAACUCUGAAGAAAUCGAACAGGUGCUUCCAGGUCUUAGUUCUUACCUACACAUGUCGUAUAACGGAACUCCGCUUGGUUUUCAAGUACUUCAGUCUCCAAUGGCCUUGCGUUACGAAUAUUUAACGACAUUAAUUGACCACGGAUUUGAUGUCAACUUUUUGGAUUGCGAGAAACGUCACAUCGUCGAGUACUUUCUUGAAGAGCUUGAAUUCGGGACCCAAGAAGAUCUCGAAUUCAUGCAGUUAAUUGCCGAAGAUACAAGAAUUGAAUGGAAGAAAAAAGUCUCCGGGGGUGAAAAUUUGUAUGAGAAGCUUUGGAAAACACCUGGUCAGAAAGCAUACCUCCUUCGAGACGAUCUGAAUGCACAACUAAGAAACUUGCAAAUAAAUGGCAAUCUCCCCUUCAAAGAGCGUCCGAUUCCAGCGAUGUCACUUACCAAAGGCAUUCAUGAGCAGAUAUUUAAGAAAAAUCAUGAGGCAGUAACGAGCAUUCUUAUUGAAAAGCCUUCUGUGAUGGAUACAAGAAACUGGAAAAAUUAUGCAACACCUCUUCACCUUGCUGCGGAGCUACGAUUAGAUGAUACUGUCAGACAUAUGCUGUCUCCCUCCAUUUUACAAUUCGGCAAAGUAACAAUCAAUGCAAAAGAUUGUUUCGGCUGUACUCCAAUUAUGCGCCUUUUUGUCACAACUCCUGCUCAUGCCCUUCGCAAUGUAGAUAAUAAUAUAGCUAUUGUUAACUCAAAACUAACCGCGAGCAUUCUUGAACUCUGUAAAAUGAUGAUCGAUGUCGAAGGGAUUGAUGUGAACAUUCAAGAUCUCGACAAAUGCACAGUCCUCCACUACUUCAUCGCAUGUUUCGUUGAUUGCCUCGCACUUAGCUGGUUCCAACUUUUCAAAGAGUCUCUUCGAAUCGUUGAAGCUUUCAUGGAGGCGGGGGCCGACGUUCAUAUAAUGAACAACUUCGGUCAGACUCCUCUUUCUAUCGCAAAAACAGCGCCAAAUCCAAACAAAAACCUCAUUCGCAUUCUUGAGUCUUACGGAACAAGCAUGCUUACAAGACUAUUCAACCUCAAGAAACAAGUCAACGAGCCAAAAAACAAGCCUGAGUUUUUCAAAAGAAAAGAUGUUCAGCCGUAUCUCCAACAAAUCAGCAAGAAAUUCCCUAAUGUAGGGCCAAGUCAGAUGAGUUUUCCACAAGUCCAGCAAGGUGCUGAUGAAAUCGUGAAACAACUGGAGCCCUACUACACAACUUUUCUGGACAUAAAAGUGUUCCGAGACCAUGUUUACGAAUGUCUGAGGAUAAUAGACGAGCUUUUUAUGCAGCUCAAUAUUUCGAUAAACUCACAUCUGACGAUUGGCUACCUGACAUUGGUGGAGAAUUAUGUGAAGAUCUGCAUUAUGCUUUCAAGAGUGGACGAUCGAAAAAUGAUCAUGGGAGUUUACAGCCACGCGUACGAACAUCAAAACAACUGCUGCGAAGCAAACUAUGUCGAGUUAGCAGAAUUCAUCCAAGACUACUAUGAUCCUAUCAAGAAGCUUUCCGAUGAGUUUACCAGAGAUCACCAGCGCGUGCUCAAGCAAGCGAUCGAGAGUUGCGUCAAUGUGUACAAUGAGAGAUCGGCAUUUGUGGAUAAGUGGAAUAAGACGGAGUUUUUGUCGAUGAUCGCGGCACCAGCGAAGUCGUUUUUGACGCCGAGUUAUUCGCAUUUUGAUAUGACGACUUGUGAGCUCAUUCCACUGGAAUCACUAGAAACGUGGAUAUUUUUCUCCUAUCUUCUCUGCUACUCUCAAUUCAACAGCUCAAAAGAAAUCACCGCGAUGUGGAAACGCGUCAUGUCGAUGAACUUUACCCUAACCCUCUUCCGAAACGAUGUCAUCGACGUGAUCAAAAUGUCAGAAUCCACCCUAGAACGAGCAAAAGAAGCGAAAAAGCUGAUCAAGGAAAUGGAGUCAACUGCGAUCAAGAAUUGCGCCGGCACGCAUCGCGAGCGCAGAAGAUAUCUUAGAAAUGUUCUAAAAGAGGCGUGCCUCAUUUUCAGGGAUCAACCUGGCUUGUUGGGCCCAAGAGCGUUGAAUGUCUUUCAAAUGUUGGCGACGGCGAGGGAUGAAGUCUUAUGGUCGAUUCGGCAUUUUCCACGUGAUAACCAAAACAAAAAGACGCAAGAGGAGGAAUUCAAGGACAAGCAGCUCGUAGAGAUACUGUUUUACAUCGAGGACCUGCGCAAUUUGAUCCUGACGCAUCAGAAGAUCAUCCAAAAGUAUUACUGCUCUCUCAUGCAUCAGUUCAACGCGCCUGCGCUCAACGAACACUUGAAGAACUAUUCCGUGACUCCAGAAGAAGAGGCGGAAAUUUGUUCCUCCUUUGUUCAAAUUAUGUCGCAGCUCAGUCCAGUACCGAUUGAUGAUAACAAGAUGCCAGAUUUACGUGGCUUCCGGUUAGACUGGUUCCGAUUGCAAAGCUAUACGUCAGUGGCAAGGCCGAACAUGAAUCUCAUGGAAAUGGACAAAUUCGCAAAAUUUAUGAAUAACAAUUACUUCCACUCCGAACUCAUUGACAAUCUGCAUGGGUUGCUCGAGUAUACUUCUAAUUUGUCGUUGUUUUGUUGGUACCAGGAUAUUUUUCAGAAGAGUUUUAUGGACGCUGUCAAGUCUCGCAGCCGAUUUUGCGUGUCUUUGGUUUCAAUCUGUUCUCACUUCUCCCACGAGCGGCAUGAGCUGUGCCCAGAAGAAUUCCAAAUCCUUAAAAAAUUCUCGAUCGAGCCUGCGAAGAAGUUCUUAUCCGAGAUGGCCAACGAGGCAAAGAGAUUGAUGGUGCUGUUGUAUAAUCAGCAUGCAUCGCAGUCCGAUAAGCUCCUGCCGUUCAUGGCGGCUAGAAAGACUGACCAUGAAACUCCAAAGAAGAAGAAAAAUCGGAGAAAAGAGCAACGACUUACUAGUCCGGAUAGAAAUGAGCCUGGAGCAGAAUCGCAUAGAAGGGAUAGAACGGUCGUUACGGAGGUGGAUAAAAUUGACGGAGCCAUACAAGAAAUGGCGCUUGCUUUUACUCAUUUCCAAACGAUUACGAUCUGGAAUCAUAUUUUCACGCCAAAGGAAUUUUUUUACGAGCGUCUUGAGCGUGCCUUUCCUGCAAUUAUUGUAAAACUGGUCAACGCCGAACCCGAGAAAUCAACGAUCGAGAAGCCGUCGAUGAUGCUGAAUAAACUUUAUGGCUUCGUUGAUGUUAUGCAAUCAGUAGGGACCCUUAUCGACGCCGACGUUAGGCACAUAAUCUCUGAAGUGCUCCUGCAACAGACACAAACAACAAGUGCUUCUGGCGAAAAAACGAUGACCGCUUACUACGCAUCCUGGUAUCGGGAAGUUCUCCUCCGAAAAGCCACGGAUUUCCAGCGGGAAGUCAUCUUUUCGCCGAAUAAAGACAGUUUUGCAAAUUUUAAUCAACAAGAAAGACACAUGAUGGGAAUGAUGAAUCCGGAAGAUUACACCAAUCCUCAGGAACUGCGCGCCCUCGCGGAGCUACUUGGCCCAUUUGGAAUUCGUUUUAUCUUGGACAGCUUAUCAAUCCAGAUUUCCCAACAAAUCAAGGAGCUCCUCCAGCUCGUCAAGCAAAAUCGCAACCAUCUUCGCAUGCUCAGAACUUCAUUCGAAAAUCAUGAAAAAAUGAAUGAAACGACUGCUCAAUUGACGGAAAAAGAAACGUUCUUGAGUCGAUUGCAAGUGAUCGGAGUCAUCAUUGAAUUCCAACACUCGCUGCAGCGGGCGCUAGAAUAUGUGAUGGAAAAUCGAGUUCCGUAUCUGUUGGCGCCGAUCAAGGAAAUGCACUCGAGCAUCAGUAGUUUUGAAGAUUUGGACAAGCAGUUCAGACUUGUCGAGCUUUGCAGAGCGGCCGGUCUUAUCGCCGAUUUCGAUGUGACUCUUUGUAGACAUCUUUUUCAAAAUGUUCCGGCUGAUCCAAGCAAAAAAUAUGAAGAAUACGAAAACUGCUGCCUACUCCUCGUAUUCGCCGCAGUGACGAUUCCAUUUUUGGCGAAAGACCAGGACUCGGAAUAUAAUCCCGAUUUGGGGGGUCACAAAAAUAACACUCACUGUAUUGCCAAGGCGAUCAAUGUAGUUGCGACGGCGCUCUUUAUGGUCAACGUCAAGGCCCAAGAUGCCAACAGGGAGGAAGAAAUCGGCGCUAGAAUGGUCGAGUUUCUUGCGCUAGCGAGUUCAAGUUUGUUGAGAAUCGGAAACGAAACUGGUGUUCUUUCCAGAAAUCGCGAUGCUGUCUAUUUGCUUAUCGGAGAUAUUGUUAAAAAGUCAAAGCACCUGACAAUGGACAAACUCGAGACCUGCUUCCCUUACGUUCUUCUCCGCUACAGCUACGCAAGUGUCCAAGAUCGCUCUCGCUAA
Molecule: messenger RNA, 5241 nt
Organism: Oikopleura dioica
Lineage: Eukaryota; Metazoa; Chordata; Appendicularia; Copelata; Oikopleuridae
Source: the annotation of a GenBank genome assembly